Sinocyclocheilus grahami is the source of this 684-nucleotide messenger RNA. RefSeq names its product lysine-rich arabinogalactan protein 19-like. The coding region runs from base 1 to 684 and encodes 227 amino acids. The transcript is spliced from 2 exons. The record is from RefSeq and is a predicted model, not a curated record. NCBI's taxonomy places the organism in Eukaryota, Metazoa, Chordata, Actinopteri, Cypriniformes, Cyprinidae.
AUGGCUCUAGCCCCUGACCAGAGUCGUGAGAUGGCUCUAGUCCCUGACCCGAGUCGAGAGGGCUCUCCAGAAUGCUCACCAGAAUUAACUCCAAUAUGCUCUCCAGAGCUCAACAGAGAGCCCACUCACGUCACAGAGCUCAACAGAGAGCCCACUCACGUCACAGAGCUCAACAAGGCAUCCAACCCUCCUUCGUCUCCUUCACCUCCGCUGGUCCCAUCCAACCCUCCUUUGUCUCCUUCACCUCCGCUGGUCCCAUCCAACCCUCCUUUGUCUCCUUCGCCUCCGCUGGUCCCGUCCAGCUCUCCUUCGCCUCCUGAGGCUCCUUCAUCUCUGCUGGUCCCGUCCAGCCCUCCUUCGUCUCCUUCGUCUUCUUUGUCUCCACUGGUCCCAUCCAGCCCUCCUUUGUCUCCAGAUUCUCCUUCAUCUCCGCUGGUCCCGUCCAGCCCUCCUUCUUCUCCUUUGUCUCCGCUGGUCCCGUCCAGCCAUCCUUUGUCUCCUGUUCCCACAUCAAGCCCUGGGAGGGCUCCUGUUCCCACGUCCAGCCUAGAGAGGGCUGUUGUUCCCACGUCUGGCUCAGGGAGGUCCUCAGAUCUUGAGUUCGAGUCCAGUCUGCAACAUGUGCCAAUCCUGUUUGUCUUCCAUCUCCUGGCUUUCAGGUAUUCUGCUAUUUCUGUCCAGUAA